AUGCAUCAUCACGAAAGUCAUGGCACCUCAGUCAAGAUCCUUGUGCUCGGUGAUUCGGGUGUGGGCAAGUCCAGCCUUGUUCAUAUGCUAUGCCACAAUGAGCCUCUGAGAGCAUUGAUGCCAACUGUUGGGUGCAAUAUAGACGUCCGCCUCCAUUCAUCCACAGUCCCAACGGCUGCAGCUUCAGUUUCUCGCUCCAAUAUACCCUCACUUGUCACCAGAAACAACCAAUCAGCCGAUCUGUUAUCCUCUUCAAGUGCAGCAGAACCUGUAUUCAUCGAGUUUUACGACAUUUCAGGUUCACCAACUGUGCGACAUCCAAAGUCGAGGAGCAUGUUCUAUACCGGUUCCACAUACCAAGGAUUAAUCCUCGUGCACGAUCUCUGCAACAAGAGAAGCUAUGAGAACCUAUGGAAGUGGAUCAGCGAUUACAUGGAAAGCUCUCAGUCCAGAUCAACCUUGGUAACAGGAGGGUAUGGCGGAGGACAAUAUGCUCAACCAAAUAUCCCUCUCCUCGUGAUAGGGACUAAAAAUGAUAUGGCUGCUGACUACAGCCAGCAGAAGAACGGAGUUACCGUCUGUGGCGCCGAUCUGGUACAAAAGUACGGCGGCGAAGCCAUCUCCAUUUGCGCCAUCUCACCCGCAGAUUUUGCCCCCAACUCUUCGACGAUGAUCGCAUUCAACAUGUUUUUCAGUCGCAUCAUCCAUCCCUCAAGUGAUACUCCAUACUCAAGUAGCCCUUUGAAUCAGAGUGGUACAUAUCCAUUAGCCACUUCAACAGCAAGUCCGACGCCUAUGUCUUUUCGACCUCCUCCCACACCAACGCCAGGAUUGGAGCACCCUCGCUACCAAGAACGCACAAUUUCGACGGAUUCGGAUUCUGGCGCACGGUCUAUACCGAUCCUGGACUUUGCCACGUUCACGGGAGGAGCGAGUACAAGCGCGAAUCCGUCUAGAGAGUCAGUUUAUGAUCGCCAUCACCAUGUACCAUCGCGCGUGGGUUCCCCAUCGCCGUCGUCAUUGGGACCAGGUCAAGUCCCGUCAAGACCGAUUACGCCCACAGGGAUGAGUUCUGGUGCAGCAUUGUCGACCAAAAGUGCACUCAGAGCUCAGUACGAGAGGAACCGCAGUGUUCUCAAUCAGUACAGCAAUACCGGCGUCCCCAUCUAUAUCAACAGCAGAAGCAAUACGCCUUCUGUUUCACGGUGA
Messenger RNA from Gamsiella multidivaricata, 1209 nucleotides. RefSeq names its product P-loop containing nucleoside triphosphate hydrolase protein. NCBI's taxonomy places the organism in Eukaryota, Fungi, Mortierellomycota, Mortierellomycetes, Mortierellales, Mortierellaceae. The transcript has 2 exons. The record is from RefSeq and is a predicted model, not a curated record. Gene Ontology annotation, cellular component: endomembrane system. Gene Ontology annotation, molecular function: GTPase activity. Bases 1 to 1209 code for a protein of 402 amino acids. Gene Ontology annotation, biological process: intracellular protein transport.